[Torrubiella] hemipterigena is the source of this 1774-nucleotide messenger RNA. Lineage: Eukaryota; Fungi; Ascomycota; Sordariomycetes; Hypocreales; Clavicipitaceae. The record is from the annotation of a GenBank genome assembly.
CCAAUGGAGACUAGUGUCCUCUACGUAACGGGCUUCACUGACGCAGCUUGACCCCCGAGCUGUCCUUGCCACCAAAAAAUUAAAAACCCCAAACAGCCUGUCGGCAACCGACCGCACCCAGUCCAAAGUUUGCUCGGGUCCUAUAGACUCUGGAUCCCAACGGCUUCAAACUGUAUUUUGCAUGCCACCGUCCCGGCGCGCCGCCGAUAACCCUCGCCCACGAUGCCCGCCCGCAUCAACAUCCCUCCCGUCACGCGCAUCACGCUCAUCGCAUUAACGCUGCAGUCCCUCCUCGGCUUCGCUAUCCGCUACAGACAAUGGACUGAGACCACCGAAGUUGUCGUACCCUAUUUGACGCUCGUCCCGCAGCUCUCGAUAGUCUACCCGUGGACCUUUAUAUCCUCCAGCCUCGUCGAGAGCAACAUCUUCACCCUCGCCAUCGGCGGCUUCACCCUUUUUAAUGGCGGCCGAUAUCUUGAGCGCGCGUGGUCCUCCAAGGACUUUACAAAAUUCUUGGUCCUCGUCUCGCUCGUACCAAACUUUUUGACGUUCUGCGUCAUGUACUUUUUCUUUAGCAUGACGCGCAACGAGCGCUGGACACUUACUCCUAUUGCUGGAACAAUCCCCGUACAAAUUGCCUUCCUCGUCGCAUUCAGCCAGCUGGUUCCAGCACACACCGUCACGCUAUUCAAGGGCGUGCUCUCGCUCCGCGUCCCGCGAUUCCCGAUCCUCUAUCUCGGAAUCAUCCUCGUACUGUCUCUGACGCCACUGCUAUCGAGGGCUGCCAUUUGGCUUGCGUUGUUCGGCUUCCUCACCAGCUGGACAUAUCUGCGAUUCUACAAGACCGUCUUCCCCGACCUCGAGUCCGGCCAGUCUGCGCCUCUGCGUGGCGACGCCAGCGAAACGUUUGCCUUUGCCGAGUUCUUCCCGGCACCCGUAAAGCCCGCUGUUGCCGCUGUCUCGAACCAAAUAUUCGACAUCCUUGUCGCCGUCAGAAUCUGCAGCCCGUUCUCCAACGAGACCUCGACAUUUAGAAGCGACGCACCCCUCUCAAGACGAGGUCCUGGAGGUGCUCGCGCCGAAGCCGAGCGUAGACGAGCCAUUGCGCUCAAGGCACUGGAUCAGCGUCUCAACGCUGCGACUAGCAACCCAAGCGCGUCUGGUCCCGCGGCAUCAUCGGGAUCGCCGGUGCAGACACAGCCUUCUCUGAGCGCUCAAACGGCCAUGGCCGCGCCGCCUGGCCAAAUGCUGGGGGAGACCAAGUAUGAGCCUGAGCAGGACGGCAUCGACAAGAAUUAAUACCCCGGAUCUUACACACUUGUAAGAAGCCAUUGCGAACCGCAGAAGGAAGCCCCGUAUCACAGCAUCACUACGAUGGGAAAGCUGCGCUUCACACAUAGGAAUUGUCAUAAUGUUUUACAUGUAUACUUACUUACUUAGCCUGGGAGAUAUAACAGCGGAGGACACAUUGUCUAAUAGCGAUGAUUUUAAUAGCACAUUGAAUGAAUCAAACGAUUAUCGACCCAAUUAGAACGGCUGUGGCGUUAUCCUAGUUCACGGGCUCAAUCUUGCCCGUGCUCACAUCAUAAAUGUAUCCCGAGAUGGGCACAUCCAGGACGAGCGGGCUCUUCUUGAGCAGCGCAACGUCGUCCCUGACGCUCUGCUCUAGAUCCUUGAAGGGCAAAAACGACAGGUGGUCGACAUUCUCGCCAAGCCCGUCGCGGAUCUUGUUGCGGAUAUCCUCGUCCGAGAAAGUGAGCAUUCCACAAUCGGU